Impatiens glandulifera is the source of this 3800-nucleotide messenger RNA. RefSeq names its product cellulose synthase-like protein D2. The transcript is spliced from 4 exons. The coding region runs from base 216 to 3638 and encodes 1140 amino acids. Gene Ontology annotation, cellular component: trans-Golgi network; plasma membrane. Gene Ontology annotation, molecular function: cellulose synthase (UDP-forming) activity; mannan synthase activity. Lineage: Eukaryota; Viridiplantae; Streptophyta; Magnoliopsida; Ericales; Balsaminaceae. The record is from RefSeq and is a predicted model, not a curated record. Gene Ontology annotation, biological process: cellulose biosynthetic process; plant-type primary cell wall biogenesis.
CUCUCUCUCUCUAGAUUUACGCGCAGUCUAUUGUCUUGUACAGUAUUAAUCUUCAAAAUCAAAAUUUGACCCAUAAAACAAAAGUAACCCAAUUUCCAGUCGAGCAAAUCCUUCCUAGAAACAGAUGAUCGCCGGCCACCGGCAGCCCAUUUAGAUACGUGGGUUUGAUGUGACAAGGACUAAUUUUGUAUUGAUUUGGUGGAAUUGGAAAAAAUAUGACUUCAAGACCAUUCAAACCAGAUGAAUCGCAGCAAACUAGGUCAUCAGCUCCGAUGAGUGUAACAUUUGCCCGGAGAACAUCUUCCGGUCGAUAUGUUAACUACUCGAGAGAAUCAAACGAUGUUGAUAGCGAUUUCGGGAGCGGCGAGUUUUUGAACUAUACUGUUCAAAUCCCUUCAACUCCUGAUAAUCAGCCGAUGGAUCCUUCGAUUAGUCAGAGGGUUGAGGAACAAUACGUGUCGAAUUCGCUUUUCACAGGCGGAUUCAACAGCGUAACACGAGCACAUUUGAUGGAUAAGGUGAUUGAAUCUGAAGCUAAUCAUCCUCAAAUGGCGGGUUCUAAGGGUUCUUCUUGUGCAAUACCGGGUUGUGAUGGGAAGGUGAUGAGUGAUCAGAGGGGUGAAGAUAUUUUACCUUGUGAAUGUGAUUUCAAGAUUUGUAGAGAUUGUUAUAUUGAUUCUGUUAAAACUGGUGAUUCGAAUUGUCCUGGUUGUAAAGAGGCUUAUAAGGCUACUGAUUUGGAUGAGAAAGCUGUUGAUCAUAGUCGUCCUUUGACGUUACCUCCGCUGCCUCCGAAUGGGAGUGGUUUGUCGAAGAUGGAGAGGCGAUUGUCGUUGAUGAAGUCUACUAAAUCGGGGUUGAUGAGAAGUCAGACUGGCGAUUUUGAUCAUAAUCGUUGGCUUUUUGAAACGAAAGGGACUUAUGGAUAUGGGAAUGCUAUUUGGCCUAAGGAAAGGGAUUACGGGAAUGAUGAUAACAGCAGUGUUGCUGGUGGAGGAGGUGGUGGUGGUGACCCUUCGGAGCUUUUAGCGAAACCGUGGAGACCUUUAACUCGAAAGUUGAAGAUUCCGGCUGCUGUUUUGAGUCCAUACAGGCUUUUGAUUUUUAUUCGGAUUGGUGUUCUUGGAUUGUUUUUGGCUUGGAGAAUUCGACAUCCGAACACAGAUGCUCCAUGGUUAUGGCUGAUGUCGAUUAUUUGCGAGUUAUGGUUCGCGUUCUCGUGGCUGCUUGAUCAGCUGCCGAAGUUUUGCCCAAUUAAUCGCGCGACUGAUCUUGAUGUUCUGAAAGAGAAGUUUGAAACUCCGAGUUUGAGUAACCCAACUGGAAAAUCUGAUCUUCCGGGUAUGGAUGUGUUCGUUUCAACAGCUGAUCCCGAGAAGGAACCGCCACUCGUCACGUCGAAUACAAUUCUGUCGAUUCUCGCCUGUGAUUAUCCGGUUGAUAAGCUAUCUUGUUAUGUUUCCGACGAUGGGGGUGCUCUUCUUACGUUUGAGGCAAUGGCUGAGGCUGCGAGUUUCGCUAAUCUAUGGGUUCCUUUUUGUCGUAAACAUGAUAUUGAGCCGAGGAAUCCUGAAUCUUACUUUAGUUUGAAACGUGACCCUUAUAAGAAUAAGGUGAAGUCGGAUUUUGUUAAGGAUAGGAGACGGGUUAAACGUGAGUAUGAUGAGUUUAAGGUUAGGAUUAAUGGUUUACCCGAUUCGAUUAGGCGACGUUCGGAUGCUUACAAUGCUCGUGAAGAGAUCAAGGCUAUGAAGUUGCAAAGGGAAAACGCGGUCGAGGAUGAACCGAUCGCGAGUGUUAAGGUUGUUAAGGCGACGUGGAUGGCCGAUGGAACACAUUGGCCCGGGACAUGGAUUGUCCCCGGUUCCGAACAUUCGAAAGGAGACCAUGCAGGGAUUAUUCAGGUGAUGUUGAAGCCUCCGAGCGAUGAACCGUUGAAGGGGGAGUCGGGUUCAAUUGAUUUAUCCGAAGUCGACAUUCGACUGCCCUUAUUGGUCUAUGUUUCGCGUGAGAAGCGUCCCGGUUAUGAUCAUAACAAGAAGGCGGGAGCGAUGAACGCGUUGGUUAGAGCUUCGGCUAUCAUGUCUAAUGGUCCGUUCAUGUUGAACCUCGAUUGUGAUCAUUACAUUUAUAAUUCUCAAGCCAUCCGGGAAGGGAUGUGUUUCAUGAUGGACCGAGGCGGGGAUCGCAUUUGCUACGUUCAAUUUCCGCAGAGGUUCGAAGGAAUCGACCCGUCUGAUCGUUACGCGAAUCACAAUACGGUUUUCUUUGACGUGAACAUGCGUGCGCUCGAUGGCUUACAAGGUCCUGUUUACGUCGGAACAGGUUGUUUAUUCCGAAGGGUGGCACUUUACGGUUUCGACCCUCCUCGAUCGAAAGAUUACCAUCAUGGUUGUUGUAGUUGUUGCUUCCCUCGCAGGAGAAAACUCGCGAUGUCGGAAGAUGCCCGUGGGCUUCAAAUGGGCGAUUCCGACGACGAGGAAAUGAAUAUUUCUGAGUUCCCGAAAAAAUUCGGGAACUCGUCUCUCUUCGUCGACUCUAUACCUAUCGCGGAAUAUCAAGGUCGCCCACUAGCGGAUCAUCCUUCUAUUAAACACGGAAGGCCUCCCGGGGCUCUUACGAUCCCUCGGGAGCUUCUAGAUGCUUCCACGGUAGCAGAAGCGAUCAGUGUUGUAUCUUGUUGGUACGAGGAUAAAACAGAAUGGGGCAAUCGUGUCGGAUGGAUUUACGGCUCAGUGACUGAGGAUGUCGUUACCGGUUAUAGGAUGCAUAACCGUGGUUGGAAAUCGGUUUAUUGUGUAACAAAACGUGACGCUUUCAGAGGAACAGCUCCGAUAAACUUAACGGAUCGUCUCCAUCAAGUCCUCCGAUGGGCUACGGGCUCGGUCGAGAUAUUCUUCUCUCGAAACAACGCACUUCUCGCGAGCCCGAAGAUGAAGAUAUUGCAGAGGAUUGCUUACCUUAACGUCGGUAUCUACCCAUUCACCUCGGUUUUCCUUCUCGUGUAUUGCUUCCUCCCCGCCCUCUCCCUUUUCUCGGGACAAUUCAUCGUCCAGUCACUAAACGUCGCGUUUCUGACUUACCUACUGAUCAUCUCGUUGACCCUAUGCAUGCUCGCCAUCCUCGAAAUCAAAUGGUCGGGUAUUACCCUAGAAGAGUGGUGGAGAAACGAACAGUUUUGGCUAAUUGGAGGAACAAGUGCUCAUCUCGCCGCGGUUCUUCAAGGUUUACUCAAAGUUCUAGCUGGGAUUGAGAUCUCGUUCACUUUAACAUCGAAAUCAGGAGGUGACGAAGACGAUGAAUUUGCCGAUCUCUAUGUGAUCAAAUGGACCUCCCUUAUGAUCCCGCCUAUUGUGAUAAUGAUAGUGAAUUUGAUCGCGAUUGCGGUUGGCUUUAGUCGGACUAUAUAUAGUACAAUACCGCAAUGGAGUCGUUUGAUUGGAGGAGUUUUCUUUAGUUUUUGGGUAUUGGCUCAUCUUUAUCCUUUUGCGAAAGGGCUUAUGGGACGACGAGGAAGGACGCCUACAAUCGUGUUUGUUUGGUCGGGACUUAUUGCGAUCACUAUAUCGCUUCUUUGGGUCGCGAUUAAUCCGCCUUCGGGUGCUGAUGGCAUUGGAGGAUCUUUCACAUUUCCUUGAUUCUUAUGAAUAUUUUUUUGUUUUUAUUUUUUUGAUACUGUUUUUUAUUUUUGUUAGUUCUGUUAUAAGGUUCAUAAACAUUGAAAUUAUUAUAUUAUUUUUAUUUGUGGAAACUGAGAUUAUUGUGGAAGGAAUGAAAUACAUACAUUUUAUUUUUGUUUA